Symbiodinium sp. CCMP2592 is the source of this 297-nucleotide messenger RNA. Lineage: Eukaryota; Dinophyceae; Suessiales; Symbiodiniaceae. The record is from the annotation of a GenBank genome assembly.
AUGGGAAAAGCUGUGGCAAUGAAGAAAAAAAAGGUGCUCAGCAAGAGCGGGGCAAUCUCUGAGAAAGAGGCUUCCGGAGCUGCUGAGCCCGCGGCAAAGAGACCGCCGAUGAAAAAGCUGAAGAGAAAGAAGAAGAAGGCUGCGAAGGCUAGCGAGCCGGCAAAGAGCACUGCAAACGCUGAGCCAGAAGAGAAGCCCAUUUCCUGCGCGAUGUGCGACGGGCUGAUGCCCUUGGAAGGCAAAAUGCGAUGUCGCGGAUGUGGCAGAAUCAUGCUGCCGGAAGCCGAAGCAUCGUGA